UAUAUAUUUUUGGAAUUGACAAAUAUGUUACAUAUUUUAUGAGGUAUAAUAUGUCCGAAAAAUAUGUGAAGGAAAUUUUUGAGAAGCUUGAUGAAAUUGAGAAAUUACAUGCAAAACUGCGCAGUUUGGUGCCUCGCGUAAAAAAUAAUGAAUUAGAAAUCACGGAAAACAAACAAUCUGUUGCGAAAGAAACGAAAGAGAAUAAACAUUUACCAGAACAAAAAACUAUCAAUUUAAAAUCAAGGAUAAGAACGUUAUUCGGUAAAAAAACAAAACCUCAUUUAAUAAAAUAUUUUAAAAAGUUUAAAAGUAAUUCUGGCAAUAAAUGGAAAGAAUUAAAAAAUCGUUUAGCAACUCUAAACGAACCUGACAUUAUAAUGGUAAGCAGAGCUUCUCAAGUAUCAGAUGGUGAUAUAUCAAAAUUAAUUUCAAGAGAAAAAUCUCCAAAAAAAAAUAGAAAAUUUAACAAAAAAAAAUCGGCGCCGCAAGAUUGUCCAGAUCAAGUUUUAAAACACUUAGGUUAUUUUUACGAUUCUAACCCAAUUUUAAAUGACUAUGUAGUAUCAAUGCAUGAUCAUGGUUUAGGUAAAAAUACACCUCAUAAAGUGCAGAAAAAGGCAAUUAUCCAAGACGAGGAUACUGAAACAUUAAAAAUUGUUUCAUCUGCAAAGAAAAUCCCAACGACUCCCGACGAUGGAUUAAAAUGGUCUUCAUUACUCCGUCACAACCCGUCCCCAUAAAUUAUCAGGAAAAUACUGACGUUCAAUUAGAAAUACAAUACAUAUUUCUUUGAUGAAUUCUAAGAUUAAUGAAAUAAUAUAUUAUAAAUAAUAUAUAAGUACCGUCAUAAGAACUUAAUUAUAAUAAGAAAAAUAAGCCGUAUGAAGUAUGAAACAUAGGAUGCAAUAAGAAGAUUGAUAUUCCAUAAUUUUUUUUUAUAUAUAUAUAUAUAAAUAUAAUUUUUAUUUUAUUCAUUUAAAACU
Apis mellifera (honey bee) is the source of this 983-nucleotide messenger RNA. RefSeq lists its product as uncharacterized. The transcript has 2 exons. The record is from RefSeq and is a predicted model, not a curated record. Bases 39 to 740 code for a protein of 233 amino acids. Lineage: Eukaryota; Metazoa; Arthropoda; Insecta; Hymenoptera; Apidae.